Manihot esculenta (cassava) is the source of this 1344-nucleotide messenger RNA. Its product is annotated as guanosine nucleotide diphosphate dissociation inhibitor At5g09550. Gene Ontology annotation, cellular component: cytoplasm. The transcript has 13 exons. Gene Ontology annotation, molecular function: Rab GDP-dissociation inhibitor activity. The record is from RefSeq and is a predicted model, not a curated record. Gene Ontology annotation, biological process: protein transport; small GTPase-mediated signal transduction; vesicle-mediated transport. Bases 1 to 1344 code for a protein of 447 amino acids. NCBI's taxonomy places the organism in Eukaryota, Viridiplantae, Streptophyta, Magnoliopsida, Malpighiales, Euphorbiaceae.
AUGGAUAAAGAAUAUGAUGUGAUAGUUCUUGGUACUGGUCUCAAGGAAUGCAUUCUGAGUGGCCUUCUCUCUGUCGAUGGACUCAAGGUGUUGCAUAUGGAUAAAAAUGACUAUUAUGGAGGAGAAUCAACCUCUCUCAAUCUUAAUCAGCUUUGGAAGCGAUUUAGGGGAAGUGAUGGGAAGCCUCCAGAAAGCCUGGGUAUAAGUAAGGAAUAUAAUGUUGAUAUGAUACCUAAGUUCAUCAUUGCCAAUGGAAAUUUAGUUCGAGUUCUUAUCCACACUGAUGUUACCAAAUAUCUUAACUUGAAAGCUGUUGAUGGUAGCUUUGUGUACAAUAAAGGAAAGAUCUACAAAGUCCCAGCAAAUGAUGUUGAAGCAUUCAAUUCACCCCUGCUGGGAUUUUUUGAGAAGUUUCGAGCUCGAAAUUUCUUCACUUAUAUUCGAGACUAUGAAGAAAAUGAUCCAAAAUCUCAUAAUGGCCGAGACUUGACAAAAGUUACAGCAAGGGAGAUUAUUUCAGAAAAUGGGCUAAAAGAUGAUACAAUUGACUUUAUUGGUCAUGCAUUGGCACUCCACCUAGAUGAUAGUUACUUGGAUCAACCAGCUCUGGACUUUGUGAAGAGAAUGAAGCUCUAUGCAGAAUCGUUAGCCCGUUUUCAAGGAGGAUCACCUUAUAUCUAUCCAAUGUAUGGCCUUGGAGAACUGCCUCAGGCAUUUGCGCGCUUAAGUGCAGUAUAUGGUGGAACUUACAUGCUAAACAAGUCAGAAUGCAAGGUAGAGUUUGAUGCAGAUGGGAAAGCCAUUGGUGUGACUUCAGAAGGAGAGACUGCUAAAUGCAAGAAAAUUGUUUGUGAUCCAUCAUAUUUGCCUGACAAGGUUAAGAAGGUUGGAAAGGUCGCUCGCGCUAUAUGUAUAAUGAGCCAUCCUAUUCCAAACACUAGUGAUUCUCACUCAGCCCAGCUUAUUCUGCCACAGAAGCAACUAGGUCGUAAAUCAGAUAUGUAUCUUUUCUGUUGUUCUUAUUCCCACAAUGUUGCUCCAAGGGGAAAAUAUAUUGCUUUCGUUUCAACUGAAGCGGAGACUGACAAUCCUGAGGUAGAAUUGAAGCCAGGAAUUCACUUGCUUGGCGUUGUAGAUGAAAUAUUCUAUGACACUUAUGAUAGAUAUGUGCCGACAAACCAUUAUGAAGUUGAUCACUGCUUCAUAUCUACGAGUUAUGAUGCAACUACCCAUUUUGAGACCACGGUAGAUGAUGUGAUUGAAAUGUACACUAAAAUUACUGGAAAGAUUCUUGAUCUGUCUGUGGACCUGAGUUCUGCAAGUGUUUCUGCUGAUGAAAAAUAA